Molecule: messenger RNA, 2581 nt
Organism: Bombus pyrosoma
Lineage: Eukaryota; Metazoa; Arthropoda; Insecta; Hymenoptera; Apidae
Exons: 2
Coding region: 16-582 (188 amino acids)
Source: RefSeq, a predicted model, not a curated record
GACGGCCCCUGGAGAAUGUUCGUACGCGGGGCAGGUGGGGCGACCGGCGGUGGUACCCCGUUGCGGGGUUCUGGGCAACGAAAUAUCGCGGGGAAACGGGCGAGGCUGCUAAGACGAAAGAGGAAGAAGCAACGGCUGACGAAGAGCGAGAGAAAGAUGAUCGGAGAGAGGAAAAGAAGGCACGAGACCGAGAAGAGAGACGCGGUAGCGAAGGUGGCGGUGGAGGAGGAGGUAGAGCAGCGAGAAGUAUCGGUGGGGUAUGUGGAGGGGUUAGGAGGAGAGGGAGGAGGGCUGGUUGUACCCGCGGAUGAUCCCCAGGUUGAGUCGCGCUGGGUUCAACGUCCUGGCGGGCAGCGCACCCGAGAGCCGAGGCAGGCAGCCGAGCAGCCACCAGACCUCUCUAUACACGCAUACACGCCACGUACUUCCGGCCGAACGUGUUCGGAGGCCGCCGAAGCUGAGGAGCCUCGAGUUGAGUCGAGGUCGACGUCCGGACGCAACAAGUGCUGCUGCGACUCUCGUUGCGCCCGCGAUCCUCUUCGAUAUCGUACCGAGUUUUUCAACGAUACCGAUUCUCCUUGAAACCGCCGAAACAUCUACGAUCUGUUCCUCUCACAACUCGAACCUAAACGCUCGCCAAGUUCAAAAGUACCGAUUCACCGCCGUCCGUGACUUUGUCACUUCCUUACGAUAUCCACGACCAGGGAUCCUUCGCCGAGAUUUCCACAUUCCGUUCGAAUCUCGCGAUCCCCGGACGUGAACCGGAAGUCAAAGGGCCUCGACGAGGUUACGCAGCGAUGCGCCGUGCAAAAUUUUCGGUCUAGAAGACGGUCAAUCCGGCGCGGAGCCUCGAGUUGAGUCCGAGGUCGACGCCCGGGCGCAACAAGUGCUGCAUUACGUACGUAUACGCUGUUACACCCCACUCCACUUACUCAUACAGCCCAACGACCAACCUCUCUCCACCCCCUUGUGGAAGAAGCCCUCUCCCUCUCGUUCUCUCUCUUUCCGCCUUUCCGUGUGUGCCGAGGCUUUCCACACGAUGUCGUGCGCGCGAGAGAGCAUCGCCAAGCACACGAGAGAGCCCUACACACCGACACGCCGCUCUCGGCGCACUCGGGACCGAGAGAUGCGAACGAGCGCCGGAGAAAGAACGAAAGAGAAAGACGGUGAAUGCCGCGGCGAGUGACGGCAGCGGCAGAGGCGCGCGCCCGUGCCUCCUCCUCUCUCGCGCACUAGCGUCGCCUGUAAAUAUAAAACUGCACUGGGUCAGGGAUCCGUGAUUUAUCGGCUGCCUCGUGUAAUUGGCUGCCGGCCAAUAGAUACAUACCCCCCGGGCUACCCGCUGCGACACGAAGGGAACGCGCCUACCUCUCUGUCCACGCUGACUAACCCCACCAACCCCUCCUGUCCUUCUUCCCUCUUUCCCUUGUGCUUUCUAUGCCGCGCCGCUCUUCCCCCGUCUCUCCCCCGUUUUCUGCCUCUUUCGCCUCACCCUGAGCCUCCCUGGCGGCCAUGGGAAGAUAGCGGUGCCGAAAUUUCGUCGCGGUGCUCACCUCGGUAACCGCGCCACUUUCACUGAAAAUCUAAGCCGACCUCGCUUGGCACCGUGUCAGAAUCACGGUUAAGAAGCGACGCGGGCUUCGGUCAAGUUUCGACCGGGCGUACAACGCCACUCGACAUACAUACAUACUCGAUACUCGUCUGAUGUAAUACCAGAGCUGUUCAUUUCCAAGUACCCCGCGUGCCAUUUCAAAUUUCAAAAUUACUAACUAACGCUUCUCUGUUACGUCCUUAGCGAUAAGAAUUUGCGAUGCAUAACGUAAUAAUAGUUCAGAGGGACCGAGAUCUCUAUUUGUCUUAAAAAUCCGUCAUAAUAAUAGCGCUAACGAUAAUUUUCUAAUCAGCCCCUUUCACGAUGCUCCAACGCGAAACAAAAGAAAAAAAGAAAAAAAAGGAAAAAAAAUAGCGCAUCCGAUAACCCCGUACACGCGUCGAUCAUCGCCGGAAGGCUUCCGCGAUUGCGAAACAUUUCGGGACCUUCUACCGCGGAUUCCACGAUGCGUUUGCACAAUACGUACCCGGGGGAAGGUCUCGGCGAAUGCUUCGUGACACUAGGUAUGACGCGGUGAUGCGGAGGCACGCGAUAAAAGGACCGAGUCGCGAGCAAGGAAACAAUGAAGACCGAGGGGGCUUCCACGAGACGCACUUUCGCGGAGGUCAAAUUCCACGCAACUACGCGCGCGCCUCGCGAAGGCAUACCGACGACCUUCGUGGUAUUUGCCGGUUCGUAAAUAAAGCGUGCCAAUAUCUUGGAAUAUAGAGUCCACUGUCGGCGUCGUUUGUUCGCGCUAUUAGUAACAACCGACCUAGAUGGGGAACUAAGAAAAAAAAAAAAGAAAAAACAUGGCUGAAUGAUUCAUUCGAGAGCAUCUCGCAAAUAUGGAACAAACUACCUCAACAGUGACUCUUACGAUGAAACCGCGCACCGUAUCACUUCCCUUCCGAGCGAUCGAUCCAACGAGACGCGUAAGACUUAUUUUUCCCAAAGAUACCGCAGAGACGUAGUAUACGUGUGAAUAGC